CUAAAACAAGUUAGAAGAAACCAAAGAAAUUGAAAAAUUUGGGAGUAAGAAAUAAGAGUUGCAGAAUAAAUGUUCGAGAGCCUUCUUGCAGUAAUUUGAUCGUUUCCUUCUCCCAGUCACCACUUUCGUCUCAUCACUGGUCCCCUCUUCGCUUCGAUUCCAGACGCAAUUUCCGGUACAAGCUCCGGUACCAGCCUUCGCUCCGACCUAGGAUUUACUUGAAGCCCUGGGAAAGCAAAGAGAUAAGAUGACAGGUAAUGGUGAUCAAUUUGCUCUGCUAUUGUUUUGGGGAGGGGAAACAGUACACCGUGGAGAUCUAGGGUCUGUGGAUUACAGUGGGCAGGCGAAAUGCCUGUGUUUCUUGAGCCGCACCGUCAGGCACGAUGAGCUGGUGGCAAAAGUGCACGCCGAAAUGAAAACUGAUGGAACGAACACCACUGCUCUUGUGUUGUGUGGAAGGUAUCCAAUGAGUAUUCCCGGAGAUAAAGUGGUGUUUGUGUCAAUUCCCCUAACCGAUGACCAUUCGUGGCAGUGGUUUCUGGAGAAGGCUUUGCUUUCCCAACCGGUUCAUGUGUACUGUGACGCUUUCCCGGCUGGUUUGUGUUUUGGCCAGGGAGGACCAGUUAUCCGGUGUGGUGUCGGUUCAUCAGAUAAGGGAGAGGAUAUGAAUGUUGCCACUUUUUCUGGUUUUGUUUCCCAAGCAUAUGACAAAGCUGUGAUGGUGCCAAGUUUUUGUGAGAUGCUUGCAGAUAUUUGCCACCAGCUUAACUUCAUCAUGCCUCCUGAGGAGGAACCCGAAAAGAUAACGUUUAGUAAAUUGCUUAUUAAUCGCUGUGAGGAGGAGUUUGAGAGGAGAGGCAUGGAGAGAUGCAAAAGGGUUAGAGAUUUUGCUACUCAAAAUGAAAAUUGGACUCUUAUGAGGAGGAAGCUUGGGAAUGUGAGACUGAUUGGGGAGUUGUACAAGAAAAAGCUGAUAACCGAAAGCUCCAUUCAUAGCUGCAUUGUGAAAUUGAUUGGGGAUCGCGAAAAAACAGAUGAGGAAGACAUUGAAGCUCUCUGCCAUUUUAUGGAUAGUUUUGGAGAUUUCUUGGACCAAACUGGACCUAGGAACGACCAAAUGGAUUCGUAUUUUGAAGAGAUGGAAGGGUUGUCGAAACACCAAGAUUUGUCUUCUAGAGUAAGGAUGAAAUUGGUUGAUUUGGUUGAGUUGAGAAGGAACAAGUGGAAUCAGAAGACCAGCGGCGCGGCAAUGCAGAUCUUUGUGAGGACGCUGAGAGGGACGACGGUUGCUCUUCAGGUUGAACCAUCCGACACCAUCUACAGUGUGAAGGAAAAGAUUCAGGUCAGUGAAGGGAUGCUGCCCGACCAGCAGCGGCUCACUUUUUUGGGCAGGCUGGUCGAGGACCACCGCACUCUGGCAGAGUACAACGUCGUGAAGGACUCCACCCUCCAUCUAGUCCUCUGCCUCCGUGGUGGGUUCAAAGAUUGAGUGUUUCUUGCUUGCUUGAUUAAGCCUUGGGUUUUGCUAGUAAUUCUGGGGAUGGGAGUUUAUGUUUAGCUUGGUAUUCUGAAUGGAUAUGUGACUGUGAUUUAGCUUUCUGUGUAGAAAGGCAUGUGGAGAUAUUUGAAGGUUGGAUUUUGUUUGAGGCUUCUCAAUGGGAUUUUACUAUUUUGGAUUUUUGGUCAUGCAUCUUAAUGUUUUU
Cuscuta campestris is the source of this 1703-nucleotide messenger RNA. NCBI's taxonomy places the organism in Eukaryota, Viridiplantae, Streptophyta, Magnoliopsida, Solanales, Convolvulaceae. The record is from the annotation of a GenBank genome assembly.